CAGAGUGGCGCUUUCGACCACUUCUUCACGGACGCCAUACAGGCGGCGGCCAACGCCUGCCGAUCGUGGCCGGGCUAUGAGCAGUACGCCGCCUCACUGGAGACCUUCAAGGAAACUGCAGUGAGCAAGAUUACUGAGCUUCACGAUGCCAAACUGGGGGAGUUCAACGUCAUUUUGCACGGGGACUUCUGGAUCAACAACAUCAUGUACCACUACAACAGCAACGGCAAACCCAAAGAGACACGUUUUGUGGAUUUUCAGGUA
This is a messenger RNA of Gryllus bimaculatus (two-spotted cricket), 264 nucleotides long. The record is from the annotation of a GenBank genome assembly. NCBI's taxonomy places the organism in Eukaryota, Metazoa, Arthropoda, Insecta, Orthoptera, Gryllidae.